GAUAAGAGUUUGCUUAAUCAUCAUUUCAAUAUAAAAACAAAAUGCUGAAAUCAUGCAGGUUUUGAAAUGUUUUUUUUUAAAUAUUAUUUCGUUAUGUUGCUUUUGUAAUACCAGAGACAGUAUUUGCAUGAGUACGGUUGCAACAUUUGUUUGUGUGCGGGUUUAAAGGAGGACUUUAUUGUCUUUGGCACCAUUUGACCAUCAUGCUCUCGUACCUGUUGCUCCUCGCAGUCAUAUCGACUGUUCAGGCUGAGAAGAUUCAAGGUGUAGAGGAGAACAAUGCCUGUGUAUGUAAAUUAAGCAGCUCUAUCUGGGCUUUUCCUGCCAAACGGUUUGAGGAAGUCGAAACACAAGUCCAGAUCUGUGAUGAAAACUUGAAGAAUUUACAGAAAAAGAUAAAGACCAAUAAUGUAGCGCUACAAAAGAUGGAAUUUGCUCUUAAGAACAUCACAGAUCGGUUGGAACCCUUUGAUUAUCUCAACAACAAUGGCCUGUACAACGCCCUUCAACUGCGAAAGCUAAGCCAGGAACUUGAAGCGAUCCAUCAGACCGCCACUGAAGCACAUCAGACAAAUCCCAACGAAGACACACGCAAACUUCUCAAAGAGUUGGAUAAAACAAAGAGUGACAUUGAGAGCAUGUACAACGACAAUAUAUUCAAUCUCCAGACCAUGAAAAUGAGAUUACGUGACCUUAACAACAGAGCACAAACGUGCAAAACCAUACCAGAUGAUUUCAGAAGUUCUUGUCAUCAGCGUAUCAUGACCAGCAUAAGUUCUCCAAGUGUCACAAAGCUCAACUCAUUAGAUAAGUCGUACAUCUCUGGUGCUUGGGGCCGAGAUGCCAAACUGAACGAGCAAAUCUACUGGGAGCACAGCCUGGUCAGUGGAAACAAACGCGGCAACACAAUCAGAAUUUACAAAUCAUAUGAAGAUUUCAUGGCCAGCAAGAACUACAAAGAUGAAUACAUUGCAUCGUCUUACAGUCACGCUAAUGCCGUCCAGGGUUCAGGCACUAUAUUGUACGAUAACACUGUGUUUUACCAAUGCUACAACAAAGCUGAGAUUUGCAGUUACAAUAUUCUAACAAAAGUAACCAAGCGAAAGCCUAUCGUUGGUGCUGGUUUCAAAAACACAUUUCCAUACUGCUACUACAGCUGUCGUGAUUGGACAGACUUUGAUCUGGAAGCGGAUCAAGGCGCUGUAUGGGUGAUAUACGCCACGGAGGAGAACCACGGCAAUAUCGUUGUGAGCCGAUUGGACCCGGUUGAGCUCAAUAUCACGCAUACCUGGAAAACACAUUUGUUUAAGAGAUCUGUCACUAACACGUUUAUGGUGUGCGGUGUCUUGUAUGCUACACGUUAUGUUAAUGCUUAUCGAGAAGAGGUAUUUUAUGCCUUUGAUACGGUCACUGGUCAGGCGAUAAACACUCUUUCUAUACCUUUUGAGAAAGUUGCAGAGGGUGUAGCCAAUCUGCAUUUUAACCCAGUUGACCGGAAACUUUACCUGUAUAACGAUGCUUAUCUUUUAGCAUAUGACACGGUCUUUUAAGGUGAGAUAAGCAGAUAGAUAAGAUAGAUACAUUGCCCAACUGUUUAAUUGAAAGUCAAAUUACACUUGAUGCGAUUAUUUUUUAUAUUCCCAGACAGCAGAUGACUCUGGGCCGGAUCUGUGCCGAAAUCAGCAGCUCCGUUGUGGAUCUGGCCCAGAGUCAUUUGAUGUUUGGGUUGGGACUGAAAUACGAUCUGUCCUUCAUAUAGUCAGCAAUAAUAAGUAUGGUUUUAUAUUGUUAUGUGAAGAUUACACUUUUACAAUGUUUGUUAAUAAG
Paramisgurnus dabryanus is the source of this 1827-nucleotide messenger RNA. RefSeq names its product olfactomedin-4-like. The record is from RefSeq and is a predicted model, not a curated record. NCBI's taxonomy places the organism in Eukaryota, Metazoa, Chordata, Actinopteri, Cypriniformes, Cobitidae. Gene Ontology annotation, biological process: signal transduction.